Andrographis paniculata is the source of this 1524-nucleotide messenger RNA. RefSeq lists its product as uncharacterized. NCBI's taxonomy places the organism in Eukaryota, Viridiplantae, Streptophyta, Magnoliopsida, Lamiales, Acanthaceae. Gene Ontology annotation, biological process: transmembrane transport. Bases 151 to 1143 code for a protein of 330 amino acids. The record is from RefSeq and is a predicted model, not a curated record. The transcript has 6 exons.
ACGCGACGCCGCUGGAAGCUUCACCGUCUAUCUUCUUCUCUUCCUCCCGUCUCCAUCAAAUAACUUCCUAUUUGCCGCCAGUUCUCUAUCUUCUCUACUCCACGCCCUAGUUUUCCCACGCUUGAAUUGCUCCCCAUUCCCACUCUAGCAAUGGCUAUAGAAACUGCAGACGCCACCGCUACAACGGCCUCAGAAUUCGCUUUAGCCGACACCGAUAUCAACUGGGACAGGUUGGAUAAGACGAGAUUUCACAUUAUUGGAGCCAUUCUAUUUACUGUGCAGUCAGCUUUGAUACACCCUACAGCUGUUGUGAAGACAAGAAUGCAAGUGGCUGAUUCUGGCUUCUCUCAGAUGUCUGGAUUGUCUGUUUUUAGACACAUUAUAAGGAGUGAUGGCAUUCCAGGCAUUUUUAGAGGCUUCGCAACAUCAGCCAUUGGAUCCUUGCCUGGUCGAGUCCUUGCUUUAACUUCCCUUGAAAUGUCAAAGGAUAUGAUGCUGAAGUACACGGAGGACCUGAAUAUGCCAGAAGCAACACGAAUUGGUUUUGCAAAUGCAAUUGCUGGACUGUCUUCCAAUUUAGCUUCUUGCAUAUACUUUGUUCCUUUGGAUGUGAUCUGCCAGCGGCUAAUGGUUCAAGGGCUUCCUGGGAGCGCGCCUUGCAAUGGUCCAUUCGAUGUUAUGCAGAAAGUUAUAAAAAUAGAAGGGCUUCGUGGCAUGUACAGGGGCUUUGGAUUAACAGCUGUAACUCAGUCUCCUGCAUCUGCACUUUGGUGGGGAAUCUAUGGUGCUGCCCAACAUAGCAUCUGGAGGGGUUUGGGCUAUAGAGAUGAUUUAGAAAAGAAGCCAUCUCAUGCAGAAAUGGCUGUUGUCCAAGCUGCAGCAGGAACAAUAGCUGGUGCUUGUAGUUCAGUGAUUACUACUCCUAUUGAUACUGUCAAGACACGACUUCAGGUUAUUGAUGAUUAUGGUGUAGGAAGACCAUCUGUGAUGAAAACUGUGAAGGCUCUUCUUAAAGAGGAUGGAUGGAAAGGCUUCUACCGAGGAUUUGGCCCUCGGUUUUUAAACAUGUCGUUCUAUGGCACUACAAUGAUAGUAACUUAUGAACUGAUAAAGAGAUUGUCGUUGAAGCAAGUGCGCGAGUAGUACACUCCUGUGGUGCAUCACUCUGCAAUAUUCCGGAACAGUGCAACUUUGUUUUGUUGGCAAAUUUUCUAAGCUAUCGGCAAAGAGCCCAAAAUGAGUUACGGGCAACCUCGCAGUUUCUAGUUCAUUUAUUCAUUUGUAACCUUGUUCUAAGAAAUGGUUAGAAAAAUUAGCUUAAGAAAGUUUUUGAAUACUAAACUGGGAUUAUGUUAAUUGUCAAAUGUAUGCAUUCAUAAUAGCUUCUGUGAGGCUCUGUAGUUUUACCAUCGACGCAAUAUAGUUUAUUAUUUUUGGCUCAAAUGAUAGCACAUUCUUUUUGUAUAUAGAAAGCCUUAAUUUGUGCAUCUAUAUUGGGCACAUGUAUCAUGAAUGUAGCACAAA